AUGGCUCCAGGCAAUUACGGACGAUGGCGCGAUGGUAAGUCCCAGACGGGCGAAACGCGCGAGGCGCUGUGCUCUGAGAUCAAGGGCGCGAUGCAGCAGCACGGCAUCCACCACCGAGAGAACGCCAACAUUCGCACACAGAUCAGUGAGCUCGAGCGGUCCUUUGACGCGGCGCGCAAUUGGCUCAAGGAGAAUAGGUACGACCGCUUUACGUUCAAGCGCGUGACAGAGGAGGAGCAGGCGGGAAACAAUGAUGACGGGCGUGAAGAGGAGCUGGGCGUCGGCAAGAAGGAUGACGAUGAUGACGAUGAUGAAGGUGUGGUGGUCGGUGGGGCACAAGGACCUGCAGAGGCUCAUGUGUUGCGCAUGUGUCGCUACUACCACACGCUCAAUGAAGUGUUUGGACAGGACGAGGGCACUGGCGUUCGACAUCGACGAGCGAAUGCGCAGCGCAAUGGCAACCAUUCUGUGUCGACAAGGAAAAGGAAAGGGACACCAGCUGGAGCAGACAGUGAGCACAAGAUGGGACAGCCGAAGGAUGCAGUGGCGGACGGCGAGCAGCAGAGAAGGCAAGUUGACAGUGCUUCCAUGCCAGAGGCUACCACUGCGACGGCGGUAGCAACCGCUUUGAAUGACCUGGAAAACUGUACCACGCCGAGUACCGCUAUUCCUGCUGCUGCGAUGGCAGAGACGUGGGUGCAUCCAGCAGCACUGGAGAGCACACAGCGUAUGGUGGCGGAAGCGGUGCGUGAAGAGCGCGAGCAAAAGCGGUUCUGCAUGGAGGAAGAACGCCAUCAGCUCGAGUGCGACAGGUUGCGAUACGAGAUCGAGGCUGCAAAGUUGCAGCUCACAAUCGACCGCGCUCUCGCACGCAAACGGCUGUUUGACGCUGGUCUUCCAGGAGCCCAGGUAAAUGAACUCUUCCCAAAAUGA
This is a messenger RNA of Hyaloperonospora brassicae, 933 nucleotides long. The record is from the annotation of a GenBank genome assembly. Lineage: Eukaryota; Oomycota; Peronosporomycetes; Peronosporales; Peronosporaceae.